GGAUGUGUAGCUCGUCACAUGUUGUUUCCUCUCUUCUGCCCGAACACCAGCAGACAUGUGUUAUUUACUGCGCGGCAGCGGGAGAACACGCGCACAUCGGAACUGACAGACGCGUAAAAAGAGACGAGCAGAGGAGGAGGAGAAGUCGUUUCAUCUUCGGCGGCUCCAGGAGGAGACGCGUCUGGAGGAGAGAAUGGCGAGUCCUCCAAACACGGGCGGACAGGCUCUGGUGUCAGCGGCUGUCGGCGUGAAGAAAUGUGGCUGUCUGAAGAAGCAGAAGCACGGACACAAGCGCUUCUUCGUCCUGAAGGAGGCCGGCGAGGGUCUCCCCGCCCGGCUGGAGUACUACGAGAGCGAGAAGAAAUGGAGAAACAAAUCCGCCGCCAAGAGAGUUAUUCCUCUGGACUGCUGCCUCAAUAUCAGCAAGAGAGCGGACGCGAAACACAAGCACCUCAUCGCGCUUUACACCAAGGAUGAGUAUUUGGCCGUGGUGGCGGACAACGAGCCGGAGCAGGACAGCUGGUACCGGGCGCUGACGGAUUUAAUGUCUGAGGGGAAAGUCUGUGACGGCUCGGCGUCCAACUCUGCGUCGUCGCUGGUUGGCUUCGACGAGGCGAGUUAUGGUGUGAUAACGCCGGUGGCCGCCGCCUACAAGGAGGUCUGGCAGGUGAACCUGAAGUCCAAAGGCCUGGGACAGAGCCGGAACCUGACGGGAGUCUACCGGCUCUGCCUCUCCAGCCGGACCAUCAGCUUCGUGAAGCUGAACUCUGAGCUGGCCUCCGUCAUCUUGCAGCUGAUGAACAUCCGGAGGUGCGGCCACUCCGACAACUUCUUCUUCAUCGAGGUGGGUCGCUCCGCCGCCACCGGCCCCGGGGAGCUGUGGAUGCAGGCGGACGACUCUGUGGUUGCUCAGAACAUCCACGAAACUAUUCUGGAGGCGAUGAAAGCGAUGAAGGAGCUGUCGGAGUUCCGCCCGCGGAGCAAGAGCCAGUCGUCCAGCACGAAUCCCAUUUCUGUGCCCACGAGGAGACACCUGAACCACCUCCCCCCGAGCCAGACCGGGCUGCCCCGCCGCUCACGCACCGACAGCACGGCGGCCACCUCUCCUGUGAGCAAGUGUGCGUCCUGUCGGAUACGCACCGCCAGCGAGGGCGACGGUACCAUGACACGCCCGUUGUCGGUAACAGGGAGCCCCCUCAGCCCGGGGAUCCACAGGACCCUCCUGAGCAGAUCCCACACCAUCACAGCUCGCCCCACUCUGACGUUUGAAGCCUCCACUCUCCAGCACAGUAAGUCCAUGUCCAUGCCUCUGUCUCAUUCACCUCCUGUGGCCACCACUUGCCCAAAACAUGUGUCCUGCCUGGACAACAGUGCCCCCCGCCCUUCCAGCUGCAGUGCGUCCUUCUCAGGGUCCCCCAGUGAUGCAGGCUUUAUAUCAUGUGAGGAGUACGGCUCCAGCCCUGCAGAUGCACGCGACCUCAGGUUACCCCUCACCCUCCGCAGCAACACUCCUGAAUCUCUUAAAGCAGACACCCCACCCUCCAGGGAUGGCAGUGAGCUUGAUGGCUACAUGGUGAUGGAACGGCAAAACCAGAAUGGAUACCGGCGGUUUUCAGAGCUGGACAAGGCCUUUCGAAAACGAACGUACUCUCUCACAACACCACGCCAACAGAGACGUCCCCCACAGGUUUCCUCAGCCUCCCUGGAUGAGUACACUCUCAUGAGAGCCACGUACACAAGCGGAAGCCAGUCCUCUCUGAGGUGCCAUACUGUGUCACCGAAAGUAAACGGACUUGAGGAUUACAAGGAUGUUAAUAUCAGCUCCAACAGUCUCCAUGGUGACAGUGGCUAUAUGCCAAUGAUGCCUGGAGUGGCGCCUCAGACACCAGGGUCCAAGGAUGACCCCUACAUGCCCAUGAGCCCGAUGUGCGUUUCUGCUCCAAAACAAAUCAUCAACUCACGUUCACAUGCCUCUGCAGGGCUGGCCCCAUGCACAGACUCCCCUGGAAGUGUUUCUCUGGAGGACAGUGGUUACAUGCCUAUGUGGUGUGGGAACAAGAUGUCAGUGGAAAGCACUGAUGGCAAGCCUAGCAAUGGAGAGUACCUGUACAUGUCUCCUGUUGACACCCUCGUCUCUGUAACACCUCCUGAUUACAUUCUCAGUCCUUCAGGAGAUUCACACCUCCAGCACAGACAGCCUUAUUCUUACAACUCUCUACCAAGAUCACUUAAAGUACAGUUACAGCGUAAUGGGCCCACUGACACAGACCAGUAUGUGGUGAUGAGUUUACGAAGACAACGGAUAGAAGAGGAGUCCAACUACUGUCCUGUUUCACCUGGAGAAACUUUGUCCAGCAGCUCUCCAGGAACACCAGACACUCCGUCUUCUGUUCCAUCUCCUCUCAGACUGACUCGCAUAGAUGGAGGCUUGGUACCUCGCAGCAGGGUGUGUCGGCCCACCCGCCUGGCUCUGGAAUCCCUCAGAACACUACCAUGUAUGAACGAACAUCCCCAUCUUUCAGAACCACGCAGCCCAGGAGAGUAUAUAAACAUAGAUUUUGGUAGUGCCGCCCACAUCCCACUCACAUCCACCACAUCAGAGGGCUCUGAGGCUGGGAGCUUAAACGAGGGAACCCUAUCACUGUCAGACUAUGCUAACAUUGAUGUCGGCUCUCCAGUUCACCUUGAAUCACAUCAAGUGGGGGUUUCUCCCGCAGCAGGGUGUCGAAACCACACAUCUGAACUGUUGAUUUGCCCCAGUCCCAUAAGCAGCCAGCAGGACGUACGGAGAGAUGAGGAGCAAACAGAGGAACAGAUAAAAGAGAGGGGGAUGCAACAGCAUGGGAGCUUGGUGUGUGAGCCUGCGCCGGUCAAAGAUGACUAUGCUGAGAUGACUUUUGGCCCUCCUGCUCCUUUACCUGUCCUCUGCACCCCUGAUGCUGCACCCCUCCCCACCAGCCCCGCUGCUUGUGUCAAGAGACUCAGCCUUGAGAGCAGCUUAGUGGAAAUAGUUCCUCCUGUGCCAUUAGACUCUUUUCUCCUGGGUGGUCCUUCAUUAUCUGUUGUAGAUCCAAACAGGGGGGCAAAAGUUAUCCGGGCUGACCCUCAGGGUCGUAGGCGUCACAGCUCCGAGACCUUCUCCUCCACCACCACUGUUACUCCUGUGUGCCCGUCAUUUGCUCACGACACCAAACGACACAGCUCGGCCUCUGUGGAAAACGUGUCCCGCUCUGUUCGUAGCUCCGAGGAGCCCAGCGAAGACCACGCCGGUCUCAUGUGCAGGGAGACGUCGGCUGGUUAUCAAAACGGACUUAACUAUAUUGCCUUAAACUUGAUGGAGGGGAACUUUGGGGGCUGCAGGUUAGGAGGUUGCGAUGAACUGCUCAGGUUCAAGACAGCCUGCAGCUGUAAAGGGGGCCUAAAUGGUUUCAAUACCAGUCCUUACGCCAGCCUGGGAUUUAAGGAGACUACUACUGCUGCUGUGAAAGAAUGAAGACUGAUGGGGUCUUCCGUCCUCCUCCUCCUCUUCCGCCUUUUUUCUUGGGAAAGUAAAAUUUCGCCGCAGCCAGAUGACGAGGUCACCGCUGCGACAGCUGAACCCCGCGCUGAAGCCGACAUCUCUUCACCUCUCUGCCGCUUCCCAGGGUCACGGGGGACACUCGUCUCCAUGGAAACCCAGACACUUGACCCUUAACCCAAAUCCUCCUACUCCCCCCCCGGCACUCAAACGUUCAGGUGCCGUUGCUGCUGUAGUGCUAGAUGAAAACACAACUAGGACUUAAAACAGAUUCUAACUUUAGAUGAAUCUCUGUACGUAGGCCUUCAAAUAUUUCUGCAGUAUAAUAUUUUAUUAAUGAGUUUUGGUUUUAUUUGGUUUUAUUUUAUACCAUUUUCACACUUACAACUGGUUUUCUUUUGGCUCCAGUAGUUUACCAGAUAUUCUCACCAGAAAACCUGUGAACCAAACCUAGAAAGCACGUGGACGCGCGCAAAAAACAAAAACGUUCAUGAAUACUGACUACAUGUAUUUAUUUAUUUAUCAUGUACGUAUGCAUUUAAUGAAAAGUGUGUGGAAAAUGUGUAUACAAUGCAUUUAUGAACAUAUUUAAAAAUCAAAAGAAAGGUUUUCUUUUAAAAAAAAAAAGAAAA
This is a messenger RNA of Nematolebias whitei (Rio pearlfish), 4149 nucleotides long. It is a transcript of the gene irs2b, whose product is annotated as insulin receptor substrate 2b. The transcript is spliced from 2 exons. Gene Ontology annotation, biological process: insulin receptor signaling pathway. Bases 194 to 3493 code for a protein of 1099 amino acids. The record is from RefSeq and is a predicted model, not a curated record. Gene Ontology annotation, cellular component: cytosol; plasma membrane. Gene Ontology annotation, molecular function: phosphatidylinositol 3-kinase binding; insulin receptor binding. NCBI's taxonomy places the organism in Eukaryota, Metazoa, Chordata, Actinopteri, Cyprinodontiformes, Rivulidae.